AUGAACGAGGCAAAAUUGCGUCAGCUUGAGAAACGUCUCAAGUUACGAGUCAAGACAGGCUGCGAGACUUGCAGGGUUCGGCGAAUCAAAUGCGACGAGACAAAACCAGCAUGCACACGCUGCACUUCGACGGGUAGAACAUGCGAGGGCUACAAGCAUGUCGACAAGUGGAAAGACGGCUCCCCGGCUGCUGCCGCUUCGUAUCGGAAUUCUUCUUUUCUCGUAGUUCCCCAAAAGGCCAUGCAAUUUGUCAUCUCCAGGAGUCCUUCCCAGAGCUUCAGUCCAGAUUCAAGGGAAACCCGCUCUUUCCAGUUCUUCCAGACACGCACUCUCCCCGGAUGGAUUGAAUUCUUCGACUCGGAGCUUUGGAGUCGGACGGUGUUACAAAUGAGCCAUUCCGAGCCAGCCAUUAAACACGGGCUCCUGGCACUGAGUACUAUGCACGAACGAUUUGAGACUACAGCACCGGCUAUCAGCGCGAGCACGAACGACUUCGCCUUUCUUCAAUAUAUGCAAGCCGUCAAGCAUUCCAAUAAGCUGUUGGCUGCCCAAGCGGGUAAUGUAAACAUUGAAAAGAUCCUCAUCGCGUGCAUCAUCUUUACAUGCUACGAGAACCUUUCGGGUAAUUAUCUGGCAGCCAACAUGCAUCUACGCAAUGGCAUGCGCAUAUUAAAUCAGCACAAGAACGACUUGAGCCUGCAGCAGAAUGCAUCUCAGGAGUGGAUCGGACAUGUACUGUACCGGUUUGACCUCCAGGCCAUGACCUUCUCCGAAACCCAUUCACCAUACCACUACUCAUUAACAAGCCCACCGGAUUGUCCGCAGAUACACAAGACUUACACAAGAAAUUCGCUGGCGCGUGAUGAUAUGGUGGGACUCAUGCGAUGCGUCUUGUGGCUCUCGGGAGUAGUGGACGUGGAUCCACAAGCGGCGAAACACCCUAUAUGGCUGCAGGCCUACUCCCAGCUGAGGAAGUCCAUCGAAGAAUGGGAUGACGCGUUUGCCAACUACCAGCAGAAUCUCUCCGAGCACGAGCAGCGUGACCCCAAGGUCUUCACGGGAGACACCCUCUUGAAGAUGUACUCCAUCAUGACGAGCGUCAUGGCAACAGCCGGAGCGGGACUCGAGACGGAGAUGGCUUGGGAUGCAUUCGUAGACUCGUUCAAGACCAUCGUCGACCUAGCUGAAAACCUUCCCAUUCUGCGACCGGAUUCUUCGCCGUCUUCUUUUUCUUCUUCUCCGUCAUCUCCAUCGCCAGACCCACGACCCUCUCAAUCGGCCGAAAGCCAUCCAAUAGCUCCUAAACCGAGGAGAAUUCCAUCUUCCGCGCCUCCAGGAGCAUCGACGAUAGUGUUUCGUGCAGAUCCUGGCCCUCCAGUCGGCGUAUCCCACCAAGCUCAAUCCAGCACGAAUGUAAACUCGGUAUCGCAGCGGACCCAUACCUCGUUCUCGCCGUCGUUCGAGCUAUCGCCCAUCGUACCCCUAUUUGUAACGGCGUGUCGGUGUCGAGACCCCGUGGUGCGCCGCCGAGCAAUUGCCCUGCUGCUAACGUGCCGGCGCCGGGAGGGCGUCUGGGACUCGCUCGGCGCCGGUAUAAUAGCCUUGAACUGGGCGAAGAGGGAAGAGGGU
Molecule: messenger RNA, 1629 nt
Organism: Cucurbitaria berberidis CBS 394.84
Lineage: Eukaryota; Fungi; Ascomycota; Dothideomycetes; Pleosporales; Cucurbitariaceae
Exons: 2
Biological process (GO): regulation of DNA-templated transcription
Molecular function (GO): DNA-binding transcription factor activity, RNA polymerase II-specific; zinc ion binding
Source: RefSeq, a predicted model, not a curated record